Messenger RNA from Ostreococcus lucimarinus CCE9901, 375 nucleotides. RefSeq lists its product with no specific name. The transcript has a single exon. Bases 1 to 375 code for a protein of 124 amino acids. The record is from RefSeq and is a predicted model, not a curated record. NCBI's taxonomy places the organism in Eukaryota, Viridiplantae, Chlorophyta, Mamiellophyceae, Mamiellales, Bathycoccaceae.
AUGACGCCCGCGAACGCGCACGCCAAGGACGGUAAAAAUGGAGUGUAUUUCAUCGAACCGCGCGGUGAUAACCCCGUCGUCGGCCAAGAGUUCGUCGCCAAGUUUGGUGUGAAGGGUUACGAGCUCGCCCCGGCGUCCGCCGGGUUGCAAGAGGGCACGGGACAUCACCACUUGAUCAUCGAUGGACCGGCGUUCGUGGAGAAAGGACAAGAGAUCCCGUUCGAUGACACGCAUUUACACUUCGGGAAGGCGCAAAAAGAGGGAACGGUGAAAUUGAGCCCGGGCGAACACACGCUCACGCUGCAAUUCGCCGACGCCAAGCACCGGUCGUUCGGGAAAAAGUUCGCAAAGCGAAUCACGGUCGUCGUGGAGUGA